AUGGCAUUUUUAUAUAAUGACGGAUGUGUAGAAUCUGAAGGAGAUAUCACCAAAUGUUCUAUGAAUAUAUGUCAAAUAAGUCAAAAAAAAUUUCAAACAUCAUAUUGUAGAAUUCAGCCACCCGUAGUUCAUAUAAAGAAAUCUUUAAAUAAUAAUUUAAAUGAUCUUUCAAAAAAUUUAUUUACAUACGAAUUUACUCCAGCAAAUUUUCAUUCUAGGAUAAUUAUUCUUUCAAAUAAUGAUAAAGAUGGUAUUUUGCUUCUGUAUGAAUAUAAUCCAAAUCAUAAUCAAUAUCCAGAUAAAACAUAUUUAUGCCUCCUUAGAAAUAUAAAUCAAAAGUUAACAUUAUGCGAAGCCGUUAAUAUAGAAUAUUUUGGAAGAAGUCUUACGUUUGACUCUUAUGACUUUAUUAAUGAAGAAAAUAAAAAAAUUAAUAUGAUUAGUUUAAGAAACCCCAAUCAUAAAAUUAUUAAAUCAAAAUAUGAUAAGUUUAUAUUUAAAGAACAUUAUUGCCAUCAUAUAAAAACAAAAUAUAUUUCACAUUGUACUAAAAGGAAUACCAUAUGUAAAAAAAUUAAUAAUGAUCAAUUGCAGUGUACCGACGCGAAUUAUAGCGGAAGUUUAAUUAAGUUAGAUUAUGUUGAGUAUUAUGUUUUAAAAAGAAAACAUAUAUAUCUUCCCAGUGGUUGCUUAAAAGAAAAUUUAAAUCCUGUAUGCACUCCACAUAUAUGCGUAAGCCAUGCUAUUAAUGAAUUUUAUGAAUGCGAAUAUGAAGAAAUCAGUGUUAUAAAAAACAUAAGGCCAAUAAAUAACAUAAGACCAAUAAAUAACAUAAGGCCAAUAAAUAAAUUAAGGUCAAUACAUAUCAUAGAGCCAAAUUCAAAAAAUUUACCCGUGAUGUCAUUAAAGCAUAAGGAUAUUUCUCAUAAAAAUAGUUUUGAUAAUGCUGCACUCUUUGCAAUGUCUUUUAUGUCUUUUCUAGUUAUAUUCAUUUUUUUUUUUUGCCUUUUAUAUAGGACUUUUAGAAAAAAGAGAAGAAAAAUAAAUUAA
This is a messenger RNA of Plasmodium gallinaceum, 1050 nucleotides long. RefSeq names its product fam-e protein. The transcript is spliced from 2 exons. Bases 1 to 1050 code for a protein of 349 amino acids. The record is from RefSeq and is a predicted model, not a curated record. Lineage: Eukaryota; Apicomplexa; Aconoidasida; Haemosporida; Plasmodiidae.